Molecule: messenger RNA, 3362 nt
Organism: Malaclemys terrapin pileata
Lineage: Eukaryota; Metazoa; Chordata; Testudines; Emydidae
Gene: SLC39A1
Product: solute carrier family 39 member 1
Exons: 4
Coding region: 716-1735 (339 amino acids)
Biological process (GO): zinc ion transmembrane transport
Cellular component (GO): plasma membrane
Molecular function (GO): zinc ion transmembrane transporter activity
Source: RefSeq, a predicted model, not a curated record
GAGCCGUGUCCAGGCCAGGAGUUCUCCCCUGGGCUGUGCGCCCCAGGGGGGCAUGAACAGCUUUCAGGGGCGCCGAGCGGGACGGGGGACUCCUGGACUUCUCUGUUGGCACCUAGGGUCACCCUCGGGAAAGCCCCCCAGCUGUAGGCGGUGAUGGCUCCCCCGUCACGUCACAUCACAUCACAUCACAUCACAUCAGUCAUGAGAACUAGAUGUUGUUGGUACUGAGGAGGGCUGGGAGAAGGUGGUGCUGCUGUGGGGUCAGGGGUGGAGUGAACACUGGGAGCCGGGAAGGCCUGAUGCCCUGUGUGUUUGGGCCGCUGCCUUUCUGUGCCUCAGUUUCUCCAUGAAAUGGGCUAACACCGCUUAAGUGCGGUGCCCUCCCAAGGCACGUGUGAUUUAGUAGUUAAGGCCAACCAAGGAGUGGGUCCCGCUCCUGUGGGGAUGGGCACGGCGGAGCUCUUGCCAGGAGGUGAUGUGGGCGAAGCUACGGAGAGCCACGAAGUGCUGUACGUGGCCUGUCCCGGGUGGCAGCUCUUGCCGGAGCAUGCGGUGAGGAAGAGUGAAGGUUUCACUGAGUGGAGACAGGGCAGACGCUGCUCGCGGAGGACACUCCCCUCGCUUUCGGAGGCAGGCCGAGACUCCUGCCGGGCCGUGCGCCCCCCCCGAGGGGAACACAGGGAGCAGGAGAGGCCUUUCCAGCCGCUCCGGGGCCAUGGCUGAGUGGCCGGGGCCCAGGGCCGACCCCGAGCAGAUGAUCUGGAGCCCUGGCUCCAGCAUGGCUGCACUCCGGUCCCCCACGGGCUUGGAGGUGAAGCUGGGCUCCCUGGUGACGCUGCUGCUGCUGACCAUCUUGUGCGGCCUAGCUCCACUCUGCGUCUUCCGGCCACACGGGAGCGGGGCCGGUUCGUUGGACACGCGCAGAAAGGUCCUGAGCUUGGUGAGUUGCUUUGCGGGUGGUGUGUUCCUAGCGACCUGCCUCCUCGAUCUGGUCCCCGACUACCUGGCGAGCAUCAACGAAGCGCUGGCGUCCCUGAGAGUCACGCUCCAGUUCCCCCUGCAGGAGUUCAUCCUGGCCAUGGGCUUCUUCCUGGUGCUGGUGAUGGAACAGAUUGUGCUGGCCUACAAGGACCAGUCUGGCUCCCUAGAGGAGACGCGGGCUCUACUGGGGGCCUCGGCCCAGGACAGCACCGUGCAGUCCCAGCACUGGCAGGAGGGGCCCCUGCGCCCCGCCUGGGGCUCUGCCCAGGAGCGCCCCCACGUGCACGUUGACUUCAAUGCGCACUCGGCCAUCCGUUCCUUCAUCCUGGUCUUCUCGCUCUCGCUGCACUCCGUCUUCGAGGGGCUGGCCGUGGGGCUGCAGCAGGCCAGCGCCAAGGUGCUGGAGAUCUGCCUGGCCCUGCUCAUCCACAAGUGCGUCAUCGCCUUCAGCCUCUCGCUCAAGCUGCUGCAGGGCCGGCUGCGCCCCCGGGCCGUGGUCGGCUGCCUGCUGCUCUUCGCCCUCAUGUCCCCGCUGGGGAUCGGCCUGGGGGUGGCCCUGACGGAGACCUCGGGCGCCCUGCACCAGCUCUCCCGCAGUGUGCUGGAGGGGCUGGCCACCGGCACCUUCAUCUACAUCACCUUCAUGGAGAUCCUGCCGCACGAGCUUGGCUCCUCCGAGCAGCGGAUCCUCAAGGUCAUCCUGCUCCUCGCCGGCUUCGCCCUGGUCACCAGCAUCCUCUUCAUCAAGAUCUGAGCUGCCCACGGCCCCCACUGCCAGGGACAGACCAGGACUGUGGGGGCAGAUGCAGCCCUGCGGCGGUUCCUGGCGGAUCCAGCUGCCUUCUGACCCGGGUCUGGUGCUUGGGAACCCUCCCGCCGCAGCCCCGCGGAGAAGCGAUUCCCCAGCCUCGGCCAAGGAGCAGCACGUCCGCCCUGUCGGCAGGAGUUCUGGCACUUGUGCCCCUGCUGCCAGCAGCGUGGGAUGGAUCUCAGGACUGGCGGGGUCUGGCCCUGCACUGGAGGAAAUGCUGGGGGUCCUGCUCUGGUAGAGUGCUGGUCGGUCCCUCUGCACCCUGCCUGCUGCCAGGACCCAUGGAUUGAGCCCAGCGCCCCCUGAAUCUAAACCUGCCUGGGGCUCAGGGCAGCUUCCUCCACCCUGGCAUGGCUCCUCUAGGGCCCCAGCCUGGCCAUGCUGGGGGAGAGUCGGAGGAUUCUUCAAUAUGAGCACUGCCCCGUAACCCUGCCGCAAAGCCCUCGGGCGCAUGCUUGGCUGAGCUGGGGCCUGCGGGGGCACCGGGGGCUGUGGUAGCUUCGCUGCCCCCAGCUCCGCGGCAGGGGGCGGUUGCCCAGCUGGCAGCAUUUCCCUCCCCAUCCCCGGGAAGGCCGGGACGGCGUGUUCCUAGACGAGCCCUCAGGCCAGGAGAGUGCAGGGUGGCAUGGGGCUGGCUGCCCGGCAGUCUUCCAUGCUGCUGGGCUGGGUAGCGGGUUGGGCCUGGGCCAACGCCCUAUGCCCUGCAGUGCCAAUGCCUCCUUCCGCUCCCCUCCCACUGCAGUUUUCAGCCAAUCGGAGGGCAGUGUGGCCUAGUGGCUAGAGCACUGGACUGGGACUCAGGAGCCCUGGGGUCUAUUCCUGGCGGUGCCCUGGGCGAUCUUGGGCAAAUCACUUCACCCUCUGUGCCUCAGUUUCCCCAUCUGUAACUGGGGGACCGUGAUCUCAACCUUGGUGCAGUGUGACGGCUGAGAAGAGGAGCUGGGAAUGAUGAAUUAUUUUUUUUAAGGACUACAGAGUAAAGACUGAAUCUGUGGCCUAGUUAUACGCACCGGGCCGGCGGCCUAGCUCAGCCAGUGAGAUCAGUGACGUGGCGCCGGUUCACACCCGCUGGAGGGUACCAGUUCCUGUACCUGUGGUUGGGGGGAUGUCCCUACCGGAGCAGUGCCGGGGCAGUCCCCUGCUCGUACCGGUAUAAAAGUGCCUUAGAGCCAUCCAGCGUGGUCCCCUUCCCGCAUGGAGUCUUCCAAUGGAGCCACUGGUGUCGCCCUGGGCCGGGCCAAGACCCCAAGGUGCCAGGAGCUGCGCGGAUACCGAACAAAAAGAUGGGCCUGCCUCAAAGAGCUUCCAGCAUCUACAGUGCAGACCUGGCUUCCUGGGCUACACCAUCGAACGGCCUUAACCCCACAACACUAUUUUGAUAAACAGCCUCUUUCCAGCUGCCUGGGAGGUGGUAGGAAAGCCACGCCCAGCUGCUUUACGUACAGAGAGUCUAUUUUACUAACUGCCUGUUUCUCCUUCCCGCCUUGCUGGUGGAAACGCAGCUGUUUGGUUAAAAUACUGACAGAGAAACUUUGAGAAUUUGAAAAAUAAAAUGACUUUAAUCUCUGUA